GCCACAUCCACCGGUUCCGUCUGCGGACUUUUCGAAAUCAGCUAGUCCAUCGGUGCCAUAUGGCCCGGUUUCAGUCGGCUCAAUAUCGUCAUCGGGUCCCGUUCUCGCCAAUCCCCCGAUGAUAGUGGUCCCGGUGCUGGCAAGUCCAUCGGUGUCACCAAGCCCUGAUUUGACUAGACUGUCGGCGCCACCGGGAGCCAUUACAGCUAGCCCUUCUCCACCACCACCAGGGGCUAGACCCGAGAUUCCAAGGAGCGUCAUGAAGACCAUGUCACCUCCAAAAUUCUUCAAGAUCAACAACUUAGCUACGCCGUAUGGUUUUAAGCAGGUUGCAGGCAAUGCGUCUACGUCUGAGGACUUGAGUUUGGCGACGAAAAGCGAUGCGACACUGAAAAACAGCAGGGCGAACAGUGUGGAAGAUUCGCCAAUGAAGAAUGCCAAGGCACCGGUCGUUGCACCACCACAACCGCCACCCAA
Messenger RNA from Ostertagia ostertagi, 477 nucleotides. The record is from the annotation of a GenBank genome assembly. NCBI's taxonomy places the organism in Eukaryota, Metazoa, Nematoda, Chromadorea, Rhabditida, Trichostrongylidae.